AUGAAUAAUCCACCAAAGGUAGUAAAAUCUGGUGCCAAAAAUGAAAUUAUGCCCACUAUUUGCAAUGAGGAACUAGCACAACAACUCUAUAUGGUAGCAAGAAGCCAGUAUGCAACACCAGCUACCAAGGUACCAAAAAGUGACUCUAGUAAAGCCACGUAUGAUGACGCCCAACAACAAAACUGCUAG
Molecule: messenger RNA, 189 nt
Organism: Dentiscutata erythropus
Lineage: Eukaryota; Fungi; Glomeromycota; Glomeromycetes; Diversisporales; Gigasporaceae
Source: the annotation of a GenBank genome assembly